Messenger RNA from Anoplopoma fimbria (sablefish), 2971 nucleotides. RefSeq names its product LYL1 basic helix-loop-helix family member (gene lyl1). Gene Ontology annotation, molecular function: DNA-binding transcription factor activity, RNA polymerase II-specific; RNA polymerase II cis-regulatory region sequence-specific DNA binding; protein dimerization activity. Gene Ontology annotation, biological process: regulation of transcription by RNA polymerase II. The transcript has 4 exons. The record is from RefSeq and is a predicted model, not a curated record. NCBI's taxonomy places the organism in Eukaryota, Metazoa, Chordata, Actinopteri, Perciformes, Anoplopomatidae. The coding region runs from base 753 to 2174 and encodes 473 amino acids.
GGAGGAGGAGGGCCCUAAACACUGAGGAGAUACAACAUGUGCGUUCUUAGAUCACUUAAACUCUGAUGGAUUUUGCGUGACAGCAGACGAGCCACACUGGAUGCCACAAUGUAUCUACUCUUUGAUAUCAAUCCAAUCUUCGGGGGUCUGGGACGUUUUUUAUGCUUAAAAGGAUUUUGACUCACAUCCUCAAAAUACAAACAGACAGACCGACUCAUUGAGAGCAGCCCAUAGAGACUUCACAUUCACAACCUUGAAUCUGUUGCUCAGGGAGCAAAAUCCACUCAUAAUCCAACCGCUACAACCACCCCGGCUCCACGCUGCACCCGCAGACGAUACCGCAUGGACUACGCCUCCAUUAAAACAACUUGAGGACUGCAACAUUUCUGUCAGUGGCAUCCUCUGAGACGUUGAAGUUAGGAAAUGAAUACAGGCUCACGUUUACUCACACUCUAGAUACAGCCAGCAGCAGCUGGAAUGAUGGGUAAAAAAGAGGGCAUCUGUAGCACAUUUAGUCUGGACUGACGACUAACAUUGUGACCCUGACAACCAAAACUGAUGGUAAAUAUUGCAUAAUCUGCAGGAAAGUAGAACAAAGGAGAAGGAAAUAAAGCGUUUUAAGGGACAGACACAUUGACUUGGUAGAACAAGCUGCAGGUGGAACACAUGAGCAGCUUACCUACUCUCACACACAAACAGAAGACACAUUGAGUCAUUCACUGUGCAGCUGUCACUAACGGGGAUUCACCACCAUGAUGGAGAAGCUGAACCUCAUCGGCCCACCUGCCUCACCCCCCGACCUACCUCGCCCCUCCUCCUCCUCCUCAUCCACCUCCUCCUCCGCCUCCUCCCCGUCCUGUGCCUCCGUAGAGCAGCACAGUCCCCUCCACAACAAGACUUUAGCAUCCUCUGACUCCAUCGCUAACAAGGCAGGGCACAAGGGACACAUGGACGUCCCCUCUGCUGGCUCCGUUCAGUCCCCCAUUGCCACGACGACUGCGUUAACCGGUCACCACGCAGACUCAGCUGCUGCACCCGAGCCCAUCGUCAUUGUGACCGGGGAGGAGGAGGAGAAGCGAGGAGGACCAAAGAGAACCACAGCCCCUGCUGCCUCCACCAACGGGUCCCCAACUCUUUCCUCUCCACCUCCGCUCCUCUCUGCGCCAGCAAAGACCCCCACGUGCCCGGUACCGCCCCCAACCUCCACCAUGUCCUUCCCUUCGUGCUCAUCAUCCUCUCCUCUUCCUCCACACAUUCCAGUCAUCAGCCUCGGUCACACCAAACCCCCUCUCCCGCUGCCCAAUACCCCUUUGACUGCCCUCCACCCGAUUCCCAACCUCCUACAUGGGCCCCACGGGGACCUUCACCGCAUUCAGCGGACCCGUUUGUCUCUGGCCAGCCCUGGAGCUUCUGGACCUUCUGUAGCUAUUGGGGGCCCCUUAGUCCUCUCCCCAGGACCCAUGUUGCCUCAGCAGUACCUGUCUGCACACCCCUUCUUCACCAGUUCUUACCUGAGUCCUUCAGGAGGAAACUAUGGCAUCAUCAGCAGCAGCCGCAUCAAGAGAAGACCCUCGUCACACUUUGAGAUGGAGAUCAAUGACUGCCCUGCACACUCAGACAGUGAUUAUGUGUGUCUAACAGGCCCUCCUCAGAAAAUUGCUCGCCGUGUCUUCACCAACAGCCGCGAGCGCUGGCGACAGCAAAACGUGAACGGGGCUUUCUCUGAGCUGAGGAAACUCAUUCCCACACAUCCACCCGACAAGAAGCUCAGCAAGAAUGAGAUCCUCCGCCUGGCUGUAAAGUACAUCAACUUCUUAGUCACGCUGCUCAAUGACCAGGCACAGGACAAGGGCAAGGACUCAGCUGAGGACGAGGAGGAGAGCACCGCGGCUAGGUUGGACAGUAAUAACCAGAACCGUCUUUUUCAGUGCAACACUCCUCCUCCGUCCCACGCCGCCCCACCACCCUCAGCCCGUCCAGCGACAGUCCACAGAGACAGAGACUCAACUGACUCAGUCAUUGCUCUGGCUAACUCCCCGGCAACAUCCAGUUGCUAUGGUGACACGGACAGUGAGGAGAACUUCGUGGCUAAGACUUCGUUGGUGACCCAUGGCAUUCUGGGAAAGGUCAAGGGUCACACAAGGAUGGUGGCAGCAACCAAUGACGAGCGGUGACACCAAAAGUCGGCAAACAAAGAUGUGUAAAUGUCACAUUGACGGACAGAACACGCCAUCAUCGCCAGAUACCAAAAGUGUUUGAGGAACAAGUGUGAUUCUCUCUUCCACUUCCAAGUAGGGACAUAAGUAGGGGGUGGAUUUUCUGAGACACUUUUGUAGUUUUAACUGUCUCUGUCUUUUUCCAGUGUUUCUGUGAUGUGGGGCAAGUUGAGAGUCAUGAAACAUCGCAAAACAUAAAAAAAAGACUUAAACGCAAUUUAUAUCCAAAUAAGGUCACAAUGUUCCUUUGUCAAGCUUUACACCUCAAUGUCUAACAAUGUGCAUGGACACAGAUGAAUUAUGCAAAAUAGGAAGAGAACAGAAGAAAUACAAGUUCUUGAAUUGUCUUUCAAAUGUUAAAUAUAUCACAAGAGGGUUAAACUCCAGAUUUUUUUGUUAUGGUCUAAAUGCCGCCUCAUAAAUGUAAAUAAUACGCAAAACAAUUAUGGCGACUACUAUAGAAUACUCUGCAAAGUUGCAGUUUUAUAUGUUGUUGUCAGAGAGGGGAGGCAGAUGGUACCACCCUCACAUUGUGACAUACUUGUACCAGACAGAAAUAAAGUGCGUUUUAGUUCGCUGUUCCUUAUUUGACAUCCUCUUAUUGCACUCCAAAGACUGCUCUUUGUCAGCUCGAUUUCUCAACACAUACAAAAUGUUUCGGGAACAUUUGUGUAUCCUCAAAGGGUUCAGCAUGUUGAAAUUCUCAGUGUGAGCUGAUCUCCACAACCAUCAGAUGUUAGAUGUAUAAAUGCAAC